AUGGUUCUUCAGGAUCUAGGCCGUCGCAUUAAUGCGGCCGUCUCCGAUCUAACGAGAGCACCUAAUCUUGAUGAAAAGGCCUUUGAUUCUAUGUUGAAGGAGAUAUGCGCCGCUCUUUUAGAAGCCGACGUCAACGUGCGCCUUGUUGGUCAGCUGCGCAAGUCCAUCCGAUCGACCGUCAACUUCAAAGAGCUGCCACCCGCCGUGAACAAGAAGCGCCUGAUUCAAAAAGCAGUCUUCGACGAACUCGUCCGCCUUGUCGAUCCCCAUGCCGAACCAUUCAAACCGAAGAAGGGAAAGACCAACGUCAUCAUGUUUGUUGGUCUGCAAGGUGCCGGAAAGACAACGACGUGUACAAAGCUGGCGCGACACUACCAGAGCAGAGGCUUCAGGGCUUGUCUCGUAUGUGCGGAUACUUUCCGUGCUGGUGCGUUUGAUCAGCUGAAACAAAAUGCAACGAAAGCGAAGAUUCCGUAUUACGGGAGCUUGACGGAGACUGAUCCCGCUGUCGUGGCGAGGGAGGGUGUGGAGAAGUUCAAGAAGGAGCGGUUCGAAGUCAUUAUCGUCGAUACCUCCGGUCGACACAGGCAAGAGGCGGCUCUCUUCCAGGAGAUGGUGGACAUUCAGUCAGCGAUCCGGCCGGACGAAACAAUUAUGGUGCUUGAUGCGUCAAUCGGCCAGCAAGCUGAGGCGCAAGCAAAGGCAUUCAAGGAGGCUGCAGACUUCGGAGCCAUCAUCAUCACCAAAACGGAUGGUCAUGCCAGCGGAGGUGGAGCUAUAUCAGCUGUCGCGGCAACACAUACACCCAUUGUCUUUAUCGGUACUGGAGAGCACAUGCUGGACUUGGAGCGCUUUGCACCAAACCAAUUUAUCUCAAAGUUGCUGGGAAUGGGCGACAUGGCUGGCCUCGUUGAGCACGUCCAGUCACUGAAGCUGGAUCAAAAGGACACAAUCAAGCACAUUGCCGAGGGUGUCUUUACGAUCCGAGAUCUUCGGGACCAGCUCUCAAAUAUUAUGAAGAUGGGACCGCUUUCGAAGAUGGCCGGUAUGAUCCCUGGCAUGAGCAACAUGAUGCAGGGCAUGGACGACGAGGAGGGAUCUGCCAAGCUCAAGCGCAUGAUCUACAUUUGUGAUUCGAUGACGGACAAGGAACUUGAUUCCGACGGAAAGAUGUUCGUUGACCAGCCCACACGCAUGACUAGAGUAGCUAGGGGGUCAGGCACCACUGUUCGGGAAGUUGAAGAUCUCCUCACACAGCAGCGAAUGAUGGCUGGUAUGGCGAAGAAGAUGGGCGGAAACAUGAAGAACAUGCAGAGAGCGCAAGCGAGCAUGGCAGGUGGCAACAAGGCACAGCAGCUCGCCGCAAUGCAGAAACGACUACAAAGUAUGGGCGGCCCUGGAGGCGCUGGUGGCAUGCCGGAUCUCAACAGCAUGAUGAAGAUGCUAGGUGGCGGUGGUGGGAUGCCGGGCGGUAUGGACAUGCAGGCAAUGAUGCGCCAAAUGGGCAUGGGUGGCAUGAUGGGCGUGCAGGGUGGUCGUGGAGGACCUCGUCGGUAA
Molecule: messenger RNA, 1557 nt
Organism: Phaeoacremonium minimum UCRPA7
Lineage: Eukaryota; Fungi; Ascomycota; Sordariomycetes; Togniniales; Togniniaceae
Product: putative signal recognition particle 54 kda protein
Exons: 2
Coding region: 1-1557 (518 amino acids)
Biological process (GO): SRP-dependent cotranslational protein targeting to membrane, translocation; SRP-dependent cotranslational protein targeting to membrane
Cellular component (GO): cytosol; signal recognition particle, endoplasmic reticulum targeting
Molecular function (GO): GTPase activity; endoplasmic reticulum signal sequence receptor activity; GTP binding
Source: RefSeq, a predicted model, not a curated record